AGGGAGUGUUUGGUACAUUCACAAGUCUUCUUUGCCUUGCCUCUGAAAAAGUCACCAAGACCUUUGACAGGUUUGGAAAAAUCAAGGGCAGUUUGGUGCUUUCACAUGCAUAAGUACCUUGUAUGAAUCCUCAGAGGAGAGGGAGAGAGGGAGGGACUACAAGUUGUGGAUGGCCACACCAGUGAGACAGGAGCACCAACCUGAAUAUUUUUUCUGAAAAUUCUUUUUCUUUGUUCUACAACUUCUCUGGUGUGUUUGGAAGGGAGAAGGAAGAAAGAGAAGAAAAUAACUCACAUUCUCAUUCUCUUACAAUGUCAGCAUUGGUGUAGCCGCUUUAACAAUCAAUCCCUUCAACCUCCAUUUAACCCACUUUUAACUUCUUUCCAUCUUUGCAACUCCAGUCUCCUACACUACUUGUCAACACCGCCUCCACCACCACCACCAUGUCCUCUAAAUCCAAAUCUGGUUUAUCUGAAACUCCAAAUAGCAAAGCUUCACCAGCAACUCCCAGGGUUAGUAAACUAGGCAGGGGAAUUACUAAAUCAGAACCUGAUUCACACUCUCCCUUGCAGCACUCUCGGCCUUCCAUUGAGAGGUCACCGAGAUCCGUUAAUUCUCAUAGUUCAAAACCUGCGGUGGAUCGUCGCUCCCCAAAGCUUGCUACUCCGCCCGAGAAACAGAUAUCACGGGUUGUAAAGGGAUCUGAGUUACAGGCACAAUUGAAUCUUGCUCAGGAAGAUCUGAAGAAAGCAAAGGAACAGUUAGUUCUGGUAGAGAAGGAGAAGGCCCAAGCAGUCCAAGAAUUGAACGAAGCACAAAAAUUGGCGGAGGAAGCAAAUGAGAAACUCAGGGAGGCUUUGGUGGCUCAAAAGCGAGCGGAGGAGGAUUCUGAGAUUGAAAAAUUCCGGGCUCUUGAGAUGGAACAGGCUGGAAUUGAGGCAGCCCAGAAAAAGGAAGAAGAAUGGCUGAAAGAACUCGAAGCUGUGAGGAGCCAGCAUGCUUUGGAUGUGUCUGCUCUUCUCUCUGCCACUCAUGAACUCCAAAAGUUGAAGCAGGAACUGGCCAUGACUAGUGAUGCAAAGAAUCGAGCCCUGAGCCAUGCUGAUGAUGCGACCAAGAUUGCUGAGAUUCAUGCUGAGAAAGUUGAGUUUCUGUCAGCUGAAUUGGCUCACUUGAAGACCUUGCUUGAUUCCAAGCUAGAAGCGGAGGCUAGCGAGAACAAGAAGAUUGUGCUGGAGCUGAAUUCAGAGAUUGAUUCUCUGAAACGAGAACUUGAGAAAUCAAAAGGUUUUGAAGAGAAGUUGGUGGAAAGAGAGGCUUCCAUUGAACAACUUAAUGUUGAGCUAGAAGCUGCAAGAAUGGCAGAAUCCUAUGCACGCAAUUUAGUGGAAGAAUGGAAGCAGAGGGUUGAGGAAUUAGAGAAUCAGGUCAAGGAAGCAAAUCGACUUGAGAGAUCUGCUUCUGAAUCUUUGAAUUCAGUCAUGAAACAGCUAGAGGGUAACAAUGAUUCUCUGCAUGAAGCAGAAGCUGAAAUUGCUUCUCUUAGAGAGAAGGUGGGGUUACUCGAAAUCUCACUUGGACGACAGAAAGGGGACAUUGAAGAAUCAGAACAUCGUCUCGAUGUGGCGAAGGAAGAAGCUUUGGAAAUGGGUAAAAUGGUUGAAUCUCUUGAGUCCCAGCUUGAAGCUGUAAAGGAAGAGAAAGCCCUGGCACUGAGCAAUGAGAAGCUCGCAGCUUCGAGUGUUCAAAGUCUCUUGGAAGAAAAAAAUAAGCUCAUCAAUGAGCUAGAGAAUUCUAGGGAUGAAGAAGAGAAGAGUAAGAAGGCAAUGGAAAGCUUGGCUUCGGCUUUGCAUGAAGUUUCUUUGGAAGCAAGAGAAGCUAAAGAGAAAUUGAUAUCCAACCAAGCUGAGCAUGAAAAUUAUGAAACCCAACUAGGAGAUAUGAAAUUGGUUUUGAAAGCAACAAAUGAGAAAUAUGAAACAGUGCUUGAUAAUUCUAAACAUGAGAUUGAUCUUCUUACAGAUACCAUUGAACAAUCCAAGCAUGAAUUCCUCAGCUCAAAGGCUGAGUGGGAGCAAAGGGAGCUCCAUUUAGUGAAUUGUGUAAAUCAAUCACAGGAAGAAAACUCUUCAAAGGAAAAAGAAAUGUAUAGGCUGGUAAACUUGCUCAAAGAAGCUGAAGCAGAAGCACAUGCAGCCAAGGAGGAAAGAGCUCAGCUGAAGGAUACCCUAAAGGAAACUGAGUCUCAAGUGAUUUUUUUAAAGGAAGUUAUUGGGGAAUCCAAGGCUGAGAGCAUGAAAAUUAAGGAGGGUUUGUUGGACAAGGAAAACGAACUGCAGAGUGUCAUGCAAGAGAAUGAGGACCUCAGAACAAGGGAAGCCGCUUCUCUCAAGAAGGUUGAGGAGUUGUCCAAGUUGCUUGAAGAAGCUAUGGCAAAAAAGCAAAGUGAGGAAAAUGGAGAGCUUACAGACAGUGAAAAAGAUUAUGAUAUGCUUCCGAAGGUUGUAGAAUUUUCUGAAGAGAACGGACAUGGAAAAGAGGAGAAGCUUAAAACAGAGCUUCCAUGUCAACAAAGCGAGGAACCCAAAAUAGAAAAUCCAUUGGUAGAAAAUAAUCUCGUGAAUGAGGAAAUGGUUGAAAAAGAUCCUGCUAAAUUUGGGAAAAUGAAUGGGAAACCUGAAGAAGAUGAGAGCAAACAAAAGGAAGACGAUGACUCUGUAGAAGUUGAUUUUAAGAUGUGGGAGACCUGCAAGAUUGGAGAGAAAGACUUCUCGCCUGAGAGAGAACAGGAGCAGGAAUCCUUCGAAGAGGAACUAGACUCAAAGGUGGAUGGUGGUGAGAGCUUUGAUCAGAUAAAUGGAUUGUCUUCAUCAGAAAAUGUGGACAAUGGUGGAAACUCCCCAUCAAAGCAGCAACAGCAGAAGAAGAAGAAGACUAUGCUCCGCAAGUUUGGGAGCCUACUUAAGAAGAAAGGCAGUAGCAAUCAGAAGUAGAAGAUAGAUCAGCUGUUGCCUCAUUCGCGCCCAGCUAGCAGGCAGGUAUUUUGAAUACUAUCUUGAACCUGAAUGUGUUUGCUGCAUCUUUUUGCUUCUGAUCCUCAGAAUAGGGAAAAAAAAUAUGGAGAUGCUUGUAUUAUUUUUAGAUUUUCUUUUUUGUUUCUUUUCAUGUGAUUCACCAUGUUGGGGAGUAUCUUGUAUGUGAUGGAGAUUUUUUUCCCUUCGUUUUUCUUUUUCCUCUUCCCCUUAUCUAAAUUCCAUGGAAAGGAGUGGUAACUUUUAAUUGUAUUUUACUGCGUUUUCAUCUGUUCUACAUGGAUUAUUCUUUUUCAUUUGUA
Messenger RNA from Malania oleifera, 3334 nucleotides. RefSeq names its product WEB family protein At5g16730, chloroplastic-like. Lineage: Eukaryota; Viridiplantae; Streptophyta; Magnoliopsida; Santalales; Ximeniaceae. The transcript is spliced from 3 exons. Gene Ontology annotation, biological process: reciprocal meiotic recombination. The coding region runs from base 444 to 2993 and encodes 849 amino acids. The record is from RefSeq and is a predicted model, not a curated record.